Peronospora belbahrii is the source of this 1761-nucleotide messenger RNA. Lineage: Eukaryota; Oomycota; Peronosporomycetes; Peronosporales; Peronosporaceae. The record is from the annotation of a GenBank genome assembly.
AUGAACGUUUUGAAACCUUUUGUUCAGUCCAACGAGGCCGAAAUGCCAGUUUCUGAUACUAAACUCGGAGAGCUAUACAAUCCAGAUACUACGGCUAUGUUAGGCUCUUCGCGAUGCAGCUUUUCACCAGCAGAAUCACAGCAAGACUUUGAUAAAUUGCGUUACGUGUACGAUGACUACAUUGAAGGUGGUGCACUUCGUACUGGAGGUGCACCAGAUCUUUUCUCGCGAAAGUACAUUGGCCUCAUCGGACAAUACGCCGCGAUUGGAUUAAUUGACGGUGUGCUACCGAGUGUUAUCUACCCGUUCUUGCAGAACUAUCUCAACAUUCCAGGAUCACAAACCACCACAGCCAGCGUGCUAGUUCAAUUACCAUGGAGUUUUAAAGUUUUUUAUGGCAUUGUAUCGGACUGUUUUCCACUAUGGGGCUACCGUCGCCGGCCUUAUAUGGUCAUCGGUUGGAUGAUUUCGCUAGUCAUGCUCUUGGAAAUGGCGCUGACACCUGAGGGCAGGCCUUACUUUACAGACACACAGUACCGAAACGUAAAGCCAGAGGACUACACGUCCGAAAUCAUCGAGACGAUCAAUUAUGAUGCUGCUAGUCAGGGCAGCAUGUACAUCGUCCCAAUGAUGGGAUGUGUCUUUGGCUAUCUAAUGGCUGAUGUGUGUGCCGACGGCAUCGUGGUGGAACUGGCCCAGCGCGAACCGCUCGAGGUUCGAGGAAGAACGCAGACAGUGAUUUACACGACGCGCUAUACAUUCACUAUCAUUGCUCUUAUCCUGGUUGGCUUUUGCUUCAACGGUGACGAAUAUGGUGGUGACUUUGAUUUUUCGCUGCCGUUCCCGAUGUUGAUGUUGGUCGUGGCAUUUGUUAUCGGUCCAAUGGUUCCGAUCACGUGGCUUUUCAUUUACGAGGAAAAAUGUUCCAACCACCACAAGAGUUUUAAGCAUUACAUGCACGAGUUAUGGGAUAUUGUGCAGACUCGAGCCGUAUACCAGUACAUCGCGUAUCAAACCUUUUCGGGCAUCUUUGCAAUGUUCACGUGGGUAUCCAGCUAUCCUAUUCAGACCAACUGGAUAAAUGUUUCGCCUCUUGCAGAGAAGAUUGCCGGCUUCUUUACUACUGCCAUCUUCGCGUCAUCUGUCUGGUUUGGUGGAAACUAUGGUCGCGAUUGGGACUGGCGUCGUACGACCGUCGUGACCAUGGUGUGCAACGUAGCGCUCGAUAUGGUGCUGAAGCUAGUGACGAUUUGGGAUAUUACCCGUUCGCCUUGGUUUUGGCUCGGAAUUCCUCUUCUUCAGCAAAUUCCCCAGGGAAUAAUCUACAUUGUAGGGUCUUUCAUUAUCGUUGAGCUGUCCACCGAAGGGCAUGAGGGUGCAAUGUACGGCCUUCUCACAACGGUCUACAAUGUCUGUACUCCCUUCUCAGCUGCUAUCACACGAAAUGUUGCAGGUCAAUUUGAUUUGUCGACCGAGCGGAUCCAGAAUGACAGCUACGGUGUUAGAUACGACGUGACCGUCACAGUUUUGAUCAUGUGGGUGUUCAACUUGGCGUCGCUAUUAUUCUUGCUAAUGCUUCCUCGUCAAAAGGAGCAGACGCAGAUCAUGAAACGUUUGGGUGGUUCUAGCUACUUCAUGGGUAUCAUCACAACAGUCUAUUUAGUGUUCGCGCUUAUUUGGUCGGUUACGACGAAUAUCAUGAGUAUCUACGAAUCCACUGCGUGCCUAGUCAUUGCUGGUGGUGACGGUUGUAAGGAUUAG